Cynocephalus volans (Philippine flying lemur) is the source of this 2858-nucleotide messenger RNA. RefSeq names its product zinc finger protein 717-like. Gene Ontology annotation, biological process: negative regulation of transcription by RNA polymerase II. Bases 1 to 2292 code for a protein of 763 amino acids. The record is from RefSeq and is a predicted model, not a curated record. NCBI's taxonomy places the organism in Eukaryota, Metazoa, Chordata, Mammalia, Dermoptera, Cynocephalidae. The transcript has 5 exons. Gene Ontology annotation, molecular function: DNA-binding transcription repressor activity, RNA polymerase II-specific.
AUGUCCCAGGUUGUCAAAGCAGGAUUCGAUAAAGAACCCGAGCGUCCCGCGCUGUCACGUGGACACAGACCACUUCCGAGCCGUCGCGCGGGUCUCUGGUCAGAGGACUCUCUGCAGGUUACUACGGGAGCACCGCAGAGGCUUGCGGGAAAUACCGUCGCACCCCCAGUGACGUCACCAGCACAGCGCCGCCGGAAGGGCUGUCACGGGCGCCUCUUGCGCAUGCGUGGCUCCAUCAGCCGCUGCCAUCUUCCCCGCAGCGACAGGCGGUUGUUCCAGCCACGGGCUGCUCCUCAUUCUCGGAACUUGGACUCUGCGUCCCGAAGGUGGUGCGGGGCUGAGAGCGGAGCCCCGCAGGCCUGGGGGCCCUGGGGAGCGGGGCGGGCGCCCCGGCACUCGGCGGAGCCGGGCUGGGCUGGGGAAGGGGCGGCCCGGGCUGCGCGUCCGCCGGCUGCUGUGCCAGAGAACGGCGCUGCGGGGAGGCCGGGCGCGCGCUCCGCGUGUGCGGGAACCGCUUCCAGGCGCCCCGGGAACGGAAAGGGGGUCCUGCAGACGGCGCGAGUGCGGGAGGUCACUUUCCAGCUCUGCCAGCCGACCCUCGUGUCAGCUGUGCUGCCAGUGUGCUCCAUGCGCUUCCAAGAGCAACAGAAAAUGGACAAAUCUCUGGGGUUGGUGUCAUUUGAGGACGUGGCUGUAGAAUUCACCUGGGAGGAGUGGCAGGAUCUGGAUGAUGCUCAGAGAACCCUGUACAGGGAUGUGAUGCUGGAUACCUACAGCAGCCUGGUGUUGUUGGGACACUGCAUUAUUAAACCUGAGGUGAUCUUCAAGCUGGAGAAAGGAGCAGAGCCAUGGUCAGAAGAGCAACCCCCAAACCAGAGCCUCCCAGAUGUCCAGACAGUCAACAUCGAUGACUUAAUUGAAAGGAGCCAGGAAAGUCACCGUACACGUUUGCGGCAAGUUGUGAUUACCAGCAAUAACAUGUCAACUGAAGAGAGAGUUCAGUUAGGAAAGACAUUUAAUUUGACCUCAAAUCACACUUCAAAUCUCAUUAUAAAUAAUGGAAACCAUUCAGGAAUGAGGCCUGAGGAGUUUAAUGAAUGUCAGAACAUGCUUCUGUCUAGAAAGCAUGAUGAGAGGCACACUGAAGAGAAAUCUGAUGUGCGUAAUAUAACUGGGAAAUCCCACAGGUGUCCUGAACAUCAUGGUCAGCAUCGGAAGAUUCUAACUGGGCCUUUUGAAUAUGGUGGACAAGGGAAAGCCUUCAACACAGAGCCAAUGUUAUUGUCACGUAUGAGGGCUUAUAUGGGAGAGACCUCCUGUAAAUAUACUGAACACGGGAGAGCUUGUGAUAAGUCAGCUAUCACUGCCCAAGAGAUGACUCAGGUAGGGAGGAGAACUUUUAAAUGUGAUGUAUUUGAGAAGAUGUUCUAUAAAGAGUCUCAACUCAUUGAACACCAGAAAGUACAAAAGGAAGAGAAACCCUACAAAUGUAGUGAAUGUGAGAAAUCAUUCAUUAAUAAAUCAGUCCUUACAGUACAUCAGAAAACACAUUCAGGAGAGAAGCCCUAUGCAUGUAAUGACCAUGAGAAAAUUUUCUCUCCUAAGUCAGACCUUAUUAGACAUCACAUAAUUCACACAGGAGAUAGACACCAUGAAUGUAAUGAAUGUGGGAAAAUCUUCUACAGUAAGACACACCUCACUGAACACCAGAAAACACACACGAGAGAGAGAAACCAUGAAUGUAAUGAAUGUGGGAAAGCCUGCUACAGUACAUCCCACGUUACUGAACACCAGAAAAUGCACACAGGAGAAAGACGCUAUGAGUGUAGCGAAUGUGGGAAAACCUUCUUCCAUAAGUCAGACUUUAUUGUGCAUCACAGAACUCACACAGGAGAGAAACCCUAUGAAUGUAAUGAAUGUGGGAAAACCUUCUGCCGUAAGUCAUACCUCACUGUACAUCAGAGAAUUCACACAGGAGAGAAACCCUAUGAAUGUAAUGAAUGUGGAAAAACCUUCUAUAGUAAGUCACACCUUAACGAACAUCAGAGAAUUCACACAGGAGAGAAACCAUAUGAAUGUAAAGAAUGUAGGAAAAGUUUCUACCAUAAGUCAACUCUCACUGUGCAUCAGAGAACUCACACAGGGGAGAAACCCUAUGAAUGUAAUGACUGUGGGAAAACGUUUUCCCAGAAGUCGAACCUCAACACACAUCAGAGAACUCACACACGGGAGAAAUCCUGCGUGGCAGAGACUGGCUGUGUGCUUCCCAAAGACCACUCUCUUUUCUCUUGAUCAUGGAGUUAGCCUGCCUCCCCUUUUGUGUGUGGUACCAUGUAACUGCGCUCUUUUCAGAGAAAUAUGGACAAAAGUGAUGAACAUUACUUCCAAGCCUGGUAGAAAUGAAUGUCCAUGGGAUCCUCCCUUGUUUCUCCUGUCCACUGGGACUGGAGUGGGGAUGAUCCUAGGGUUGCCUUGCUAGCUACAGGUGGGCGAAGGCUACCAUGGUCUAAGGUCAGAAGGAAUUCAUUGGAGAGAGCAUAAAUCUCAUCUUUAUCCCCAAACCAUCCAUUUGUACUUUAUGCAAGUGAGAAAUAAAAUACCCACUGUACCGAGUCAUACAUGUGGGGCAUGUGUUUGCAUCACAGCACAACUAGAGCAUGGUAGCUCAUUCACUUUGUGAACUUUUCAGUCCUUGUACAUGAGAAGAUUCACAUGGGAGAGAUCUCUGUCCUCCUUAUACCGAGGUCAGUUUAUGGAAAAUUGAAAGACGUCACGGAGAAACAACACAUCGGGGACACCUUAGUAGGCAGGGACGUCUCAUUAAGUGCUGAGAAUAAAGUGAACCUUUAUAAAUAUUA